AUUUUAAUUUCACGACGACGAUGGGUGACCGUCACGCACACGGCCAACAUCAACUUCAUGUUCAGCCACACCAGCAGCGCCUUCAUCAUGAUAUUGGUGGAAUGAAAAGUCAGAAAGGUCCUUCAGCUUCACAAAUCCUUGCUAUUGUAACUCUUCUACCUGUCGGUGGGACACUUCUUUGCCUUGCUGGCAUUACUCUUGUUGGCACUUUAAUUGGGCUUGCUGUUGCAACUCCAGUGUUUCUACUCUUUAGCCCAGUUCUUGUACCUGCUACUCUUACUCUUGGGCUUGCUGUUGCUGCCUUUUUGACUUCUGGUGCUUUUGGUAUUACUGGCCUUUCAUCUUUCUCUUGGAUCCUCAAUUAUUUCAGACAAGGUAAAUCGAUGGUCCCGGAGAGUAUGGAAGCGGCAAAGAGGCGCGUGGCGGAUGCUGCAGCGCACUUGGGGCAAAAGACAAAGGAUGCUGGACAAACAAUCCAGAGCAAAGCACAGGAAGGGAAAGAAGGAACCAAGACUAGUUAAUUUAAUUAUGUUAUUAAGUUGGAAAUAAAAAAAUGUAUGCUAUAA
Messenger RNA from Solanum stenotomum, 566 nucleotides. Its product is annotated as oleosin H2-like. The transcript has 2 exons. The record is from RefSeq and is a predicted model, not a curated record. Bases 21 to 521 code for a protein of 166 amino acids. Lineage: Eukaryota; Viridiplantae; Streptophyta; Magnoliopsida; Solanales; Solanaceae. Gene Ontology annotation, cellular component: monolayer-surrounded lipid storage body; membrane. Gene Ontology annotation, biological process: lipid storage; seed oilbody biogenesis; response to freezing.